CAGUGCUGUGCUGGCUGCUGGUAGGGAAGCUAGCUGCUGGCUAACCUGCCGAGCUUCCACCUCCUCCUCCUCCGCCUCGGAAGGCAGCCCAACGGAGCCGUGAAUGAACCGCGCACCUCCAUGCAUCCCCUGUGGCCGCGAUGUCAGCGACAGAGACGGAGGAUGCUGAAGCUGUUCGGUGCACUGGUUAUCCUCGGACUGGCCCUGGCGUGCAUCACCUCCUGGGUGCUGGACAGCUAUGACACGGCUUGGCACCCCAAACGGAGCGUUCAGCAGCCGCCUGCCGGGGAUGGAGAUGGAUCUGCGGGGAGUUCUCCACCAUUUCCCGGCGGCGAGUUGGACAAUAUAUUCUGGUUUAUACAGGUGUCUGACAUUCACAUAAGUCGAUUUCAUGACCCAAGGCGGAUUCCAGAUUUUGAAAAGUUCUGCACCGACACCAUUGAAGUGAUCAAACCAGCUCUAGUGCUUGCAACAGGGGAUCUGACAGAUGCCAAAACAGAGAGUAAGGUGGGCUCCCUCCAGCAUGAGGUGGAGUGGCAGGCCUACCACAACAUCCUCAAGAGGUCCCGAGUGAUGGAGCGCACCCGGUGGAUUGACAUCCGUGGAAAUCAUGAUGCUUUCAAUAUUAUUUCACUGGACAGCAUCAACAAUUAUUACAGGAAAUAUUCAGCUAAUCAAAAAGUGGGCUCCUUCCACUAUGUUCACAAAACCCCCUUUGGGAACUAUUCCUUCGUCUGUGUGGAUGCAACCCUGACGCCAGGACCAAAGAGGCCGUACAACUUUUUUGGUAUUCUCAACCAGACUCAGAUGGACUUGCUGGACACGUUCAGAGCUGAGAGUCUAAAAAGCAACCAGUCGAUCUGGUUUGGCCAUUACACAACCUCCACCGUCGUCUCCCCUUCACCAGGAGUUCGGGACAUAAUGAGGUCUGCAGUUGCGUAUCUGUGCGGCCACCUGCACACACUGGGAGGCCUGAUGCCCGUCCUCCACAGCCGGCAUCCCCAAGGAACCCUGGAACUGGAGCUGGGCGACUGGAUGGACAACCGCAGGUACAGAGUCCUGGCCUUUGACCAUGACCUGCUGAGUUUCUCUGACCUGAAAUUUGAGCAGUGGCCCGCAGUGCUCAUCACGAACCCCAAAGACGCUCAGUAUCUGCACCCGGGGCGGGAGCCGCUGGGUCGGAUACGGAGAUCGACGCACAUCAGGAUCUUGGCCUUCUCUGAGGCCCCGAUCACUGCGGUGCACGUGAGCGUAGACGGGGAACCUGUGGGGAAGGGCCACUCUGCUGGAGGCCCGCUCUAUGUUCUGCUAUGGGAUCCGUCUCUUUACCUCACCGGACUGCACACAAUCAGAGUUAAAGUGGAGGACUCGGCAGGCCGGUCGUCAGUGAAGGAGCAGCACUUUACUCUGGAAGACGAUCUGACUCCCAGCUUUGGCUUCUUUCAGUCCUUCAUCCUCCUCACAGACCACUACAUCCUGGGUCGAGUGGCGUUCAUAUUUAUGAUGCUGCUGAAUGUCGGUGUGCUCCUGGCCUUCAGGUUCCUGAGUGUUCCAUCUGGCAGAGGAUUGACCUCUCAAGUAUGUAUGUCCCUCCAUCUGGUCAGUAAAAUGGACAGCUUCUACUACUCUCUGCUGCUGUUCAACCUGUGCACAGCCUUAGGCCCGUGGUUUAUAGGAGAGCUGAUUGACGGCCACAGCGGUGCCUGCUUCGCCUUUGGAGUAUUCAUUGAUGGACACUUCCUGGAAGGCAGCCUCACUUACGUGGUCGGAGUCGUUCAACUGCUCUUCUUCAACAUGCCCCUCACCUCUUACCUCUGCUGGAGCCUCCACCACCGUUGCCGCGGCAACACCUUCCGAUCCCAGUUCCUGCGGCCGGGCUGCCGCUGGCGGACUCUGGCGGUUCACCUCUUCAUGCUGCUGCUGCUCACCUGGCAGGCCCACUCCUGCUACUUUCUCCUGGAGACCUACGGCCCCAUGGCCUUUUUCCUGUCUCCCGUCCGCACGUGGGCGCUGGGGCUCAGCCUCCUAUUGGUCCACCGCGCCUGGACAGGCCCCGCCCCUUUCGUUCGAGACAACAGCAAGAGCGUCUCUCCCUCUUGACAGUAAUUGCACUGUGCCACCAUGAUCCCCCCCCUCUUUCGAGCCUGACUCACAGAUAUAUUUUGCUGUCUCUUUCCACCCUGAAAGCCUCAAUUUUCCCCCAACACAGCAGCCCUCUUUCCUUCUUUUCUCUCCUCUAUCCAAAGCCACUUCACAGUACAUCACUCACUAUCCUGUUUCUAGAUAGUAUUGUUUACUUAAUAUGCAUGUUAUUGUAAAGCACCAACGCGCACAUUUCUGGCCAUAUUCAUAGCAAUGUGUACAGUGUAAAAAAAUAACUAAAUCACCUUGGAUACAUUAAGGGUAAAUAGCCGAUUUGAGCUAUGGGAGUCCGACGUAUGCUGCAGCUGACCGUAUAUGAGCUGUAUUCUGCUGUGGUUUAAGUUGAGAUUUAGCACUUUUUGGAAGUGUUGCCUUGGCCAAAAGCCACUUCACCACUGCCGAAGGACGAAUAAGAAAGAUUUCACCUUUUAUUCUUCCCUCUGAAAACCACUCGCUAAUGAAGGCUGGAUGUGCCAAACUGAUUCUAGCGUUUACCUUCGAAAUAAAGGCCUACACCACAUUUUACACACUGUAAGCUAUUCCUAACCCCUGGCUUACAGAUACGAGAUGAUCAUAUUCUUGAGUUUAUUCUACUCGUAAUGACAGAAAAUCAAAGGAGGGAAGGUACAAAUCAAUCAAGUACUGUAGUUGGAAGUAGUGUCUUUAAAUCAAAUGAAUUCCAUCGCAAAUAACUGCCAGUAACAACUCACAAAUGUUCACAUUGGAAUAUUCAUAUCAAAAAAAAAAAAGAGGAAAAAAAACGUUCAACGCCAGCUUUUCAGCAAAACACACGAGAAGCCGGCUUGACUUUUCCUGCUCCUUCAAACGCGACUACAAGAAAGCAGCUGUUUGUUUCUCAGGAAUGUGAGCACUUGAACAAUAGGCUGGUCCCAGUAGUAUUUCAGGACAAUGUUUUUAUACUCCAUAGUAGCUCAGUGAACUAAAACCAUGUCAAACAAUCCAGAUGUGUGGUGGCUAAAAACAAACAAAAAAAAAAAUCUACAUGAAUGUGUUCUAGCUGUGGUGAAAUGAGAUCAACCAGUACUAUGCUGUUUUAUUUAUUCAUUCUGAUUGUAUUGUGUGAUUUAUUUUUUUUUAAUCCCCCCUCCCUUCAUGUUAUAAAUCAGCACUGAAAAUGGGUAUUCUUCACCUCCACGGUGAGUGUGGUUAGGAAGAUAUUAGCGCAUUCCCUGUGUUGGAAGUUAAUUUCACAAGAUUUGUGUGUGCAAUAAUGUUUUGUCUUUUAUCGUCCCGAAUGUUAAUUCUUUUUUUUUUCUGUGAAGGUGUAAGAGCAGUAAAUUGUGUCAUUUGCACUGUAAUUCAAUCCUUUCUAGUCGGCAGUAGCGGUUGCCUGGAUUCCACAAGAGAGCAAACGGUUUAUAAAUAUGGCGAAAACCCACAUUUAUCAAGUCUUUUAAUGGAAGGAUUUUCCAAUAGAGUUAGAUCCUGGUAUGUUUUUUUUUUAAUUCUUUUUUUGCAACCAUACCCAGCUUGAGUGCAGAAUAAUUGUUCAGUGCUGCGAUAAGACACGUAGUUUAAUAUUAGAACAGCUGCUACACACUGAGAAAAUUAAAUUAGGUGCACUCUUGCUGGCAGUGGUUUAAUAACUUUUUUCCCUUCCGCCGCAUAGACAAAUCCUCUUCAUUUGCACAGGAGCACUACGAAGUGUAUAAUUUCUGCAUAUAAAAAAAACAGAUACUUGAUGGACUUUUAUUAUUGGAGAGUUUUUUUGUCUCUCCAAUAACACUCAAAGCUGUGCAAUCUCUCCACAAGGAGGCAGUGUUGGGUGAACUGAGCUGCAUUUCACUUCCACCACCAAAUUAUGCAUGGGACUGUUAUUUUAUUUCUUUUUGUUUGUUUGUUUUGUUACAGUAAAGCACCAAGUCUUGACAAGGCACAGUUUAUAACCACUAAUCGAUAAAUGAUCUAUAAAUCUGGACGUGAUUGUUCUCCACUUGGACACCAAUUUGACUGGCAUCAGCGAGGAGGAAAAUGCUGUAAGCGAUGUACUGGUGUUCAUGUGACUUAAUCUGCACCCCCCCUUAGUUUCAAACACUGAAGCAUAUGAAUGAGUACAUGAGGAUUUUACACCUGCCACAUAUUUUUCUUGUGACGACUGAAAUUAGAGCCAACCACAAUUUUAUUUUGUUAAUGGUUUAUAGUGCUGUGGAAUAAAAAUGUUCAUUUCGGUAAAUCA
Messenger RNA from Amphiprion ocellaris (clown anemonefish), 4339 nucleotides. RefSeq names its product transmembrane protein 62 (gene tmem62). The coding region runs from base 121 to 2100 and encodes 659 amino acids. NCBI's taxonomy places the organism in Eukaryota, Metazoa, Chordata, Actinopteri, Pomacentridae. Gene Ontology annotation, molecular function: hydrolase activity. The transcript has 14 exons. The record is from RefSeq and is a predicted model, not a curated record.